Trichobilharzia szidati is the source of this 582-nucleotide messenger RNA. Lineage: Eukaryota; Metazoa; Platyhelminthes; Trematoda; Strigeidida; Schistosomatidae. The record is from the annotation of a GenBank genome assembly.
AUGACAUCUGAAACAGCUGAACAAAAAAUUACUCAUGCUUUACAAAUAGUGACUGGGAAUGUGGAAAAAUACUUCACACAACUUGUUGAGGAUAUAUGCUGCUGUGUAAUAACGAGGGAAGCAGUUUGGUUUGAAGAUACUAUCAAAAAAGUCAUACCUAAUUUUGAAAAGAGUACAUCUGAUGGAAUUGCAGAGAUUCUUUCUCAGUAUAACGUAAAUAACAAAGCUCUUUUAUUGGCCGAAGCUAAUGAAACAUUAAAACGCUCUGAAUCAUGGCGACCUUCUGGAGAUCCGGAAAAAGAUAUUCGAGCUCAUCUUCUCCCUCUCAACAAAUCUUUUCUGGCAAGUCUGACUCCUAUUUCCCGGAAGUUGCGGAGAAAAACGAGAAGACGUUUCGCCAAAUUGAAAAGGCUGCGUUGUACCCUGCAUGAUGAAAUAACUGAAUUUCAAUCGAUUGCAGAAAAAUUACAAAAAUUAACACUGGCUAUGGAAGAAGCUCCACCGCAUCUCCCCCCAAUUGACACCGUCUCCCUGACACCCUCACCUGACACUGAAAAUGAUGAGAAUGAGAAAAAUAUAUAA